AUGAUUCGGUUCUACUCAACGUUUGCAAAAACUUUUCAAUCUGAUCACUGUUUUAGAAUAGGAUCUUUGAUUGAAUCAUGCAAAUCCAUGCAAGAAAUUAAACAGACCCAUGCUCAGUUAAUCACCACUGCUCUAAUCUCACACCCUGUUUUAGCCAACAAGCUCCUCAAGCUUGUUGCUUUUGCUUCUCUUUCUUAUGCCCACAAACUGUUUGAUCGAAUACCUCAACCAGACUUAUUCAUUUACAACACUAUGAUCAAAGCACAUUCUUUGUCACCUGAUUCUUGUCGUGAUUCCCUUGUGGUGUUCCGCUUGUUAACCCGGGAUACAGGUAUUUUUCCGAAUCGAUAUAGCUUUGUGUUUUCUUUUAGUGCAUGUGGAAAUGGGUUGUGCGUGCAGGAGGGGGAACAGGUUCGGGUUCAUUCCAUGAAAUUUGGGUUGGAGAACAACGUGUUUGUUGUUAAUGCCUUGAUUGGUAUGUAUGGAAAGUGGGGACUUGUGGAAGAGGGUCGGAAGGUCUUCGAAUGGGCUGUGGAUAAAGACUUGUAUUCUUGGAACACAAUGAUUGCAGCCUGUGUUGGAUCGGGUGACAUGAGUCAAGCUAAGGAAUUGUUUGAUGGAAUGCAAGAGCAAGAUGUUGUAUCAUGGAGUACUAUAAUAGCUGGUUAUGUUCAGGUUGGCUGUUUCAUGGAAGCUUUGGAUUUCUUCCACAAGAUGUUGCGAGUAGGUCCAAAACCAAAUGAAUAUACCCUUGUAAGUGCUCUUGCAGCCUGUUCAAAUCUAGUAGCAUUAGAUCAAGGAAAGUGGAUCCAUGUUUACAUUGGCAGGAGCGAGAUUAAGAUGAAUGAGCGGCUUCUUGCUAGCAUCAUUGACAUGUAUGCAAAGUGCGGAGAGAUAGAAUCUGCAUCAAGAGUUUUCUGUGAACACAAUGUGAAGCGAAGGGUUUGGCCUUGGAAUGCCAUGAUCGGUGGGUUUGCGACGCAUGGAAAACCCAAUGAGGCUAUAAAUGUCUUUGAGCAAAUGAAGGUUGAAAAAGUUUCUCCUAAUAAAGUCACGUUCAUUGCCUUACUAAAUGCUUGUAGCCAUGGGUAUAUGAUCGAGGAGGGAAAAUUGUAUUUCAGAUUGAUGGUUAGUGAUUAUGGAAUUAACCCAGAAAUAGAGCAUUAUGGAUGCAUGGUAGAUCUACUUAGUCGUGCUGGGCUCUUGAAGGAGGCUGAAGACAUGAUUUCAAGUAUGCCCAUGGCUCCAGAUGUUGCAAUUUGGGGAGCACUGCUGAAUGCUUGUAGAAUCUAUAAAGAUAUGGAGCGGGGAUAUAGAAUAGGCAGGAUAAUUAAAGAAAUGGAUCCUAACCAUAUAGGGUGUCAUGUUCUAUUGGGUAAUAUAUAUUCUACAUCUGGGAGAUGGAAUGAAGCAAGAAUGCUGAGAGAGAAGAAUGAAAUCAGUAGUGACAGAAAAAAAAUUCCUGGUUGCAGCUCAAUUGAAUUGAAGGGUGUAUUCCAUCAAUUCCUUGUUGGAGAUCGAUCCCAUCCUCAAAGUAGGGAGCUUUAUUCAUUUUUGGAUGAGAUGACGACCAAGUUGAAGAUUGCUGGGUAUGUUCCUGAAUUAGGGGAACUUCUGCUUGAUAUUGAUGAUGAGGAAGAUAAAGAGACUGCUCUGUCCGUACACAGUGAGAAGUUGGCUAUUGCUUUUGGAUUGAUGAACACAGCACCUGGAACUCCAAUUCGCAUUGUGAAGAAUUUAAGAGUUUGUGGGGAUUGUCAUCAAGCAACAAAAUUCAUCUCCAAGGUUUAUGAUCGAGUAAUUAUAGUUAGAGACAGGACAAGGUAUCACCAUUUCAAAGAUGGAAUCUGUUCUUGCAAAGACUACUGGUAGAUAAAGAAAGUGCUACACAUGUCAAAUAAGUUUCCUUGUGCAUGUUUCCCUAUUUGCCUGCUCAUAAUCCUUACUACCAGGAUUUGACACGGUGCUGCAUUUUUGUUAAUAUGGCGAACUCUCUCACAUAUUGAGUUGGCGAGACAAAGGUAUGCAUUUGAUGAUAAGCUUUUAGCUAAGGUGAAAGAUAAUGCUGUGCAUAUGAUCAACACCUUUAAUUACAUACAAAUAAGAUAGAAAAGAUCAAGGGCGGAAGAGGUAAAGUUCUCACUUUUCACUAUUUGCAUUGUUGAGCAAUUCUGCAAUUGACUUAUUAAAGGGUGCUUUUGUUUUUAUUUGCUUUAGUCUGGUUCUUGAAGAAUGCGUCACUCUGUGGUUGUGUCAAUUCUUUACAGCUUCACAUAAUGACUGCUGCCUGAGUUUGCAGGUGGAUCGAGAAAUGUCAUUGGACUAUUAGAGGAGUAUGUCACAGAUAGCGAGCAUCUCAAGAGUUUUAGACAAUACUUGGACAUCGGAAGCCAAAAAUAGGAUUAUUGACUUGCUUCGACUUUGUGUUUUUAAGAUUCUUUCAAUGACGAAAAAGUAUUAUACGACAAUGAAAAUUAUGGAGGAGAUAUCUAGUUAUAACAACUGUACUGAUUGUAUACGUUUAGGACAAGUCAUGUAUCUAUUUUUUAUUUUUUUUUCUGAAGCUAUUAACUUUGAUGGGUAGACAGACAACGGGAUAACACUAGAGGACAAGCAAAACCCGAGGAAUGGUUCUCCUAGAUAUAAAAAUAGGGGGAAC
Messenger RNA from Gastrolobium bilobum, 2659 nucleotides. Its product is annotated as pentatricopeptide repeat-containing protein At3g62890-like. NCBI's taxonomy places the organism in Eukaryota, Viridiplantae, Streptophyta, Magnoliopsida, Fabales, Fabaceae. Bases 1 to 1872 code for a protein of 623 amino acids. The transcript has 3 exons. Gene Ontology annotation, molecular function: protein binding; zinc ion binding; RNA binding. Gene Ontology annotation, biological process: RNA modification. The record is from RefSeq and is a predicted model, not a curated record.